Oppia nitens is the source of this 971-nucleotide messenger RNA. RefSeq names its product C-factor-like. The transcript is spliced from 2 exons. Bases 134 to 856 code for a protein of 240 amino acids. NCBI's taxonomy places the organism in Eukaryota, Metazoa, Arthropoda, Arachnida, Sarcoptiformes, Oppiidae. The record is from RefSeq and is a predicted model, not a curated record.
UAUAUAAACACACAGUUUGUUAUUGUAUUGAAAAACUAUUUGCUAUUUGUUUGUCAAACACACUGUCUGUCUGUUUGUUCAAUCAUUUAAAUCAAUUAAUUGACCACUUUUUUUGAUCGCCCGAAACACCGCAAUGAGUCUCCAAUCAGUGAUCAUAACCGGUGCUAAUCGUGGUAUUGGACUGGAGUUUGUACGCCAAUUGUUGGCCACACAGUCGCCACCGAAACAUUUGAUCGUUACGUCCCGACAGUCGGCAAAUCCCGAAUUGGAUCAACUGGUGUCCACUAAUCCCGAUCGGUUACAUGUACUCAAACUUGAGGUCAAAGACUACGAUAGUUACGACGGGUUUGUCCAGAAAGUUGCCACAAUUGUCGGUUCGGAUGGUUUGGACACAUUGGUGAACAAUGCGGGGAUUUUGAUCUACAGUAACCUACAGAAGGUUACCGCCGAAGAUAUGUUGAAAAACUUUGAAAUCAAUUCGGUUACACCACUGAUGCUAACCAAAGCCCUGUUACCACUGUUGAAGUCUGCUUCGGCUAAUCGCAAGACGGCUGUUGUGAAUAUAUCGUCAAAAGUCGGUUCAGUCGAAGACAAUACAUCCGGCGGUGGAUAUCCGUAUCGAUCGAGCAAAUCGGCGCUGAAUAUGAUUACCAAAAGUUUGGCCAUCGAUCUGAAGGCCGAUAAUAUUCGGGCAAUUGCUUUACAUCCCGGUUGGGUACAGACAGAUAUGGGCGGACCUAAUGCCCUGAUUACUACCGGCGAGAGUGUGUCGAAAAUGUUGGACACUAUCCGCGCGAUUAAUGAUAAAACUUUAGGUGAUUUUCUUAACUAUGACGGCAAACCUAUUCCUCUGUGAUUUUCAUAUCAUCUAUUGAUGAAAUACUACAACAACAAUAAUAUCCGAUAUAAUUGAAUUAAAAAUAUAAAUAUAUGUUUUUUUUAUUACCGGUAAUCAAAUUAUAUAUUAAUUU